AUGACCAUGCCAGUGACUACGUUAGACACUACUACCUCCUCAAAUUUUCAAGUUUUGCAAAAUGAACUAAACGCAGCAGCAGUAGAAAUUGAAAAAUGGUGGUCACAGCCUCGCUGGAAAGGCACCAAGAGAAUCUAUACUGCUAAGGACAUUGCGGCAAGACGUGGUACUUUCCCACCGGUGGAAUAUCCCUCUUCCGUGAUGGCAAAAAAACUGUACAGAGUCCUGGAGCAACACCACAAGGACAGGACUGUUGCUAAGACAUUCGGAGCUUUGGAUCCGGUCCAUAUCAGUCAAAUGGCAAAGUAUCUGGACACCAUUUAUGUUUCUGGAUGGCAAUGCUCAUCGACGGCAUCCUCGUCUAAUGAGCCAGGUCCUGAUUUGGCCGAUUAUCCAAUGGAUACAGUACCAAAUAAGGUUGAUCAUCUCUUUAAGGCACAGUUAUUCCACGAUAGAAAGCAACUAGAAGCACGGGCAAAAGCGAGAAGCCAAGAGGAACUGGAUGCAAUGGGAGCACCGAUUGAUUAUUUGACGCCAAUUGUUGCUGACGGUGAUGCUGGUCACGGUGGUUUGACCGCUGUUUUCAAAUUGACCAAAAUGUUCAUUGAACGUGGUGCCGCAGGUAUUCAUAUGGAAGACCAAACUUCAACAAACAAAAAAUGUGGCCAUAUGGCUGGCAGAUGUGUAAUCCCUGUACAAGAACAUAUCAACAGAUUGAGUACGGUUCGCAUGUGCGCUGAUAUAAUGCAUUCGGACCUUGUUCUCGUUGCAAGAACAGAUUCUGAAGCGGCCACCCUGAUUAGUUCAACAAUUGAUACCAGAGACCAUUAUUUUAUCGUUGGCGCCACCAAUAGUGCCAUGGAAGACGAGUCCUUUGCGGAAACAAUGGACAAGGCGAUCCUAUCCGGUAAAUCUGCCGAGGAGUUAGCUCACAUUGAAAAGGAUUGGUGUGAAAGAGCCGAUUUGAAACUAUUCCAUGAGGCGUUUGCCGAUGAAGUCAACAGAUUACCAAAGAUCAGUGAAAAAGAAAAGCAAAAGAUUAUCGAUCUAUUCAGCUCUAAAAUUGGACCCUUGACUGAAACCUCACAUCGAGACGCCAAAAAACUAGCCAAAGAGUUGCUGGGCCAUGACAUCUACUUUAACUGGGAUCUACCAAGAGUACGCGAAGGUCUAUACCGUUACCAAGGUGGCACCCAAUGCUCCAUAAUGCGUGCUCGUGCCUUUGCCCCCUUCGCAGAUCUGGUUUGGAUGGAAAGCAACUACCCAGAUUAUCAACAAGCAGUUGAUUUUUCAAAAGGUGUCAAGGCCGAAUAUCCCGAUAAGAUGCUUGCCUAUAACUUAUCACCCUCCUUCAACUGGACAAAAGCAAUGUCUAUCGACGACCAAGAGACUUUCAUCGACCGUCUCGGAAACCUCGGGUACUCCUGGCAAUUUAUCACUUUGGCUGGCUUGCAUACCACUGCCCUAGCCAUAAGCAACUUCUCUCGUGAUUUUGCCCAAGAUGGCAUGAAAGCCUACGCGCAAAACGUCCAAAAACAAGAGAUGGAAAAUGAUGUCGACAUUCUAAAACAUCAGAAAUGGUCAGGUGCGGAAUACAUCGACAGUCUAUUAAAACUGGCACAAGGUGGAAUAAGUGCUACAGCUGCCAUGGGCAAAGGUGUCACAGAGGAUCAAUUCAGAGCACACUGA
This is a messenger RNA of Zygotorulaspora mrakii, 1689 nucleotides long. RefSeq names its product isocitrate lyase 1 (gene ICL1). The transcript has a single exon. NCBI's taxonomy places the organism in Eukaryota, Fungi, Ascomycota, Saccharomycetes, Saccharomycetales, Saccharomycetaceae. The record is from RefSeq and is a predicted model, not a curated record. Gene Ontology annotation, biological process: carboxylic acid metabolic process. The coding region runs from base 1 to 1689 and encodes 562 amino acids. Gene Ontology annotation, molecular function: isocitrate lyase activity.